ACUCUGCAACAGACGUAACUAAUUCAUAACAAACUGCCAGACUAAACGAAAGCUACGAGAAAUCAUGUUAAUUAGAUUAUGAAUAAGCAAGGCGGAGUAAGUGGUUCUUAUAAAUAUUAGAAGAACUGUGACCCCCUCCAUAACAUCUCACCGAUUAAACAAUAUGCCGUCUGAAAUCAGCUCUAAAGGUGCCAAGAAGGCCACCAAGGCCAAAUCCUCACGUUCCGGCGACAAGAAGACAAAAAGAAAGCGAAAAGAAAGUUAUUCCAUCUACAUUUAUAAAGUAAUGAAGCAGGUGCACCCGGACACGGGUAUCUCCAGUAAGGCGAUGUCCAUCAUGAACAGCUUCGUCAACGAUUUGUUCGAGAGGAUCGCAGCCGAAUCCAGCCGCUUGGCUCACUACAACAAACGUUCGACCAUUAGUAGCCGUGAGGUGCAGACUGCUGUCCGUCUUCUUCUUCCAGGUGAACUGGCUAAACAUGCUGUAUCGGAAGGUACCAAGGCUGUUACCAAAUAUACCAGUAGCAAGUAACCAGAGAAGACCAAAACCUCUUUGCUGCUAAUUUUCGGCCGAGAAAUUAAGAAAGAAAAAAAAAAAUCCUUUCAGAAUCACCACCUAUUCUGUUUAUUAUUAUUGCAACACAAACGGUUAUGGAAAUCUCCCCUUCACCUAUGUCAUUCAUAUAUCGUCCUCUUAUUUCAUACAAGGCAAGUGUAAAUAUCCUUGCUUUGCCAACUAAG
Messenger RNA from Octopus bimaculoides (California two-spot octopus), 741 nucleotides. RefSeq names its product histone H2B, gonadal. Gene Ontology annotation, cellular component: nucleosome. NCBI's taxonomy places the organism in Eukaryota, Metazoa, Mollusca, Cephalopoda, Octopoda, Octopodidae. The record is from RefSeq and is a predicted model, not a curated record. Gene Ontology annotation, molecular function: protein heterodimerization activity; DNA binding; structural constituent of chromatin.